GCCAGCUAAUGUCCCAUACGGAUUAAAGAUGGCGCCCUCUCAUGCACUGAGGUGCUGUAAACGGGCUCUAAACUGGGUACCUGUCCUGUUUAUCAACCUGGUUGUCGGUUGGUCUUAUUACGCUUAUGUUGUGGAGCUUUGUGUUUAUACGAUCCCAGGUAAUGCAGAACGAAUCAGUUAUUUGGUCAUCUUUCACAUUGUCCUCGGCAUGUUUAUAUGGUCCUACUGGAAAACUAUCGGGUCCAAACCAACCGGCCCCUCGAAUGCGUUCGGUCUUCCCAGAGCAGAGAAGGAACUCUAUGAGAGAGAGGAGCGAGCUGAGAUGCAACAGGAGAUUCUGAAGAAAGUGGCGAGGAAUCUACCUGUGUAUACACGCACCGCAGGAGGAGCCAUCAGAUACUGCGACCACUGCCAAGUAGUCAAACCCGACCGCUGCCAUCACUGCUCCACCUGUGAGAUGUGUGUGUUGAAAAUGGACCAUCACUGCCCCUGGGUGAAUAACUGUGUUGGAUUCUCAAACUACAAGUACUUUGUCUUGUUCUUGGCCUAUGCUUCACUCUACUGUGCAGUCAUUUGUGCCACAGUCAUCCAGUAUUUCAUCAAAUUCUGGACUAAACAACUGGCUGACACGCACGCCAAAUUCCACAUCUUGUUUCUGUUUUUCGUGGCGGCCCUGUUCUUUAUCAGCAUCCUGUCACUUCUCAGCUACCAUCUGUGGCUUGUGGGAAAGAACAGGACCACUAUAGAGGCGUUUAGAGCUCCUGUGUUCACAAAUGGUCCAGAUAAAAACGGGUUUUCGCUGGGCUUUAGCCGAAAUGUAGCUGAGGUGUUUGGAGACCAAGGGAAGUACUGGUUGUUUCCUGUUUUUUCAAGUCUGGGAGACGGGCAUUCCUUUGUUACCAGAUUGGUACACAUAGAUCCUGAACAAGCAAACAGUGUCCUCCAGCAGAAUGGCAAAAGCCUUGCUGAUGGGGAGGCCAACCCUUGUGAGCUUGGUAACAGUAUACAACACACAACGGAAGACAGUAAAGACAAAACUGAAGGAGGCCAGACAGUUUCUGUGACAGUGGAGAGUGAGCCAUAGCAGGUCGCAGGCACAUCAGUAAACUAUGAUGCCUUAAACCAGGAGCAUCAGCGCCGCCACAGGAGCCGUCCUCCACCCUCAUUUUGAGUUCAACAGUGCAGCCUCAAGCUACAUGUUUUGUACAUACAUCAAAUGGACCAUAACUUCAUCCGGUGUGCUUUAAACCAGCACCCCAACAAUACUGUUAUCACGUGACAGUGACUGUACAGCGACCUCGUAGACUGCACCAGUCUGAAGCAGAGGUAAUUCACAGAUUUCGUCUUUGUUUUGAGCCAAAGACAUUCAUUUUGUUGUAUCUGUUGUUGUUGCAUCUGAAAAACUCUGGGACUGCUUUUUCGCCUCGAGCCAACGUUUGUCUACAUUGUCUGUGUUUAUCUACAUGGAUUAAUUGCAUAACACAUUCCUAAUAGAGAAUCCUGUUUUCAGUAUUAAUUAAGCAUUAAUGACCAAGAGGGAGAAGAGGGAGCCACUAAAAUGAGAUGUGUACAAGUUGUAAAGAAUGGUGAGACAUUUCAACACUGUCAGCAGUGUAAGAAUGAUCAGUUUUAAACUCCAAGCACAGUGCAAUUAUUAAGACCAAUUAUCUAAUGGUCUAAUUUAGUUUACAGUUUACAUGACUGAAAAAUAUUUUGAAUGUCUUUCUGUUUACACUUUUAAGAUAUUUAUGUUUUACAUUUCAGAUUUUAUACUAUGCUCAAACAUACAAAUUAUCAAGGGUUUAAAUGUUUGGACCUAAUCCAGUUUAACUCCAGUUAAAUGAUUUUAAAUAGUUAAAAAGUUGGUUUGCCAUUUUUAAUUGCACUAUAAAUAUUAAUUUAUUUAUUUUCAAGCUUUUCUAAUUUAAUUGCAUCAUUUUAGUGUCUGUUAAUUUUAUUGUAAUGGAUUAUUUUUAUUUGUAUUUAUUCGGUUUUCAUGAUCAGUUCUUUACUACAGUGAGUAUUUGUUUUUUAAUUUAUCAAUCUUGAGUGUUAAAGGUUAACUUUGGUAUUUUUUUAUAUUUUUCAGCCUGGAUACUAUUCACCCAGUUAGAUGUGAAAAUAUGCUGCCUGUACACUCCUUUCCUUUUUUUUUUUUUUUUUUUUUUUUU
Messenger RNA from Epinephelus fuscoguttatus (brown-marbled grouper), 2171 nucleotides. RefSeq names its product zinc finger DHHC-type palmitoyltransferase 20a (gene zdhhc20a). The transcript is spliced from 13 exons. Lineage: Eukaryota; Metazoa; Chordata; Actinopteri; Perciformes; Serranidae. Gene Ontology annotation, molecular function: protein-cysteine S-palmitoyltransferase activity. Gene Ontology annotation, biological process: peptidyl-L-cysteine S-palmitoylation; protein targeting to membrane; synaptic vesicle maturation. The record is from RefSeq and is a predicted model, not a curated record. The coding region runs from base 29 to 1084 and encodes 351 amino acids. Gene Ontology annotation, cellular component: endoplasmic reticulum; Golgi apparatus.